Messenger RNA from Brassica napus (rape), 936 nucleotides. Its product is annotated as zinc finger protein NUTCRACKER-like. Gene Ontology annotation, molecular function: DNA-binding transcription factor activity. Bases 1 to 936 code for a protein of 311 amino acids. Lineage: Eukaryota; Viridiplantae; Streptophyta; Magnoliopsida; Brassicales; Brassicaceae. The record is from RefSeq and is a predicted model, not a curated record. Gene Ontology annotation, cellular component: nucleus. The transcript has 2 exons.
AUGAUCUACAUAGAUCCAGAAGCUGAAGUCAUAGCUUUGUCUCCUAAGACCUUGAUGGCUACGAACCGUUCCUAUGCGAGGCGAGACAGUUUCAUCACUUAUAGAGCUUUCUGCGACGCCUUAGCGGAAGAAACCGCCAAAAAAAGCGCAGCUUCUCACCUCAACGGUUUAGCCGCUACCGCCAGAACCGCAGGAACUAAUCUCAACUAUCAAUAUCUUAUGGGAACGCUAAACUCACCGCUUCAACCAUUUGUACCGCAACCGCCAACAAAUCAAAACCAUCAUCAUCAUUUCCUGCCGCCACCUCCAUCGUCCUCUUCCUCACUCUCCCUAUGGAUGGGACAAGACAUUGCACCACCUCAACCGCAACCACAUGACUACGAUUGGGAUUUCGGAAACGCUAGAGCUGCGUCUGGAUGCAUUGAUAAUAACAAUAAUAGUGACGAUGAGCACAUUACGCAGACUGCAAACGCUGGCUCGACUACUACUGCUACUACUCUCUCUGUCCCUUCUUUGUUCAGCAGCGACCAAACACAAAACUCAAACGAAAAUGUGAUUAUGUCCGCGACGGCGUUACUACAAAAAGCGGCUGAAAUUGGCGCUAGUUCGACAGCUGCGACCAACGACCCAACAGCGUUUCUCCAGAGAUUCCCGCUAAAAACAUCUGCUCAAAACACCAUUUAUGACGGAGGCGAAAGGUUCUUCGAUUUGUUUGGAUCUAACAACAAAAAUGGAGUAAUAAUGAGUCAUAGUCAUGAUCUGGAGACUGAUAACGCUAGAAAUGACGAUACGGUUGCGUCUGCGGUAGAUGGAUCAGAGAGUUACCCCUGGAAACGUAGAAGAGUUGAUGAUGGCGGAGAAGGAGGUGGAGAAGGAGGUGGAGGAAGGCCAACUCAAACGAUGUGCCAUCCAUCGUCUAUCAAUGGAUGGAUUUGA